Messenger RNA from Trichoderma gamsii, 1818 nucleotides. RefSeq lists its product as hypothetical. Lineage: Eukaryota; Fungi; Ascomycota; Sordariomycetes; Hypocreales; Hypocreaceae. The coding region runs from base 1 to 1818 and encodes 605 amino acids. The record is from RefSeq and is a predicted model, not a curated record. The transcript has 2 exons.
AUGCGCCACUUUCCACCGCCCUCGCCACAGGAAAUCAAGACUCCACGCGACUCAAAACCACUGAAGCAUCGUAUUCACGCGUUGCGCACUCUCCCUACAGUUCUCUCGGCUAUUCUUGCGAUCCUACUGCUUGGCAACUUGUCAUCGACAACCCCAGCUUUGCCAAGCUCCUCCGACGUUGAGCCCAAGUUACAAGAACCCCCUUCUCAUAUCAGCGACGAGCCUCCCGAGCAAUUCGUUGCACCGUCUCAUCAACCACCACCUCUUCAUCUGCAACAAAAGAUUAUCAAGUACAAUGGCUCAUCUUGGUUAGAAGAUGAGCGGUCUCUUUCGACCUCGUUUUCCAGCUCAGUUACGCUCGAUGCUGAGUGGAUACUGCUUCCUCCUCUCAAGACUCGACAGCCUAUCUAUUGUUAUUAUGACACGGACAAGCAGGCAACGGUGGAUGAGAGGGAUGCUGAAACCGAGCUGCUCUUGACAUGGCGCCGUGCCUGGUGGGCACAAGGGUUCCGUCCGGUUGUGCUAAGUGCUGCCGAUGCUAUGAAUAAUUCCUUCUAUGACCAAGUACAGCGGAUGCCAUUAACCUCAGAGCUGAGACAAGAUCUCAUGCGAUGGCUCGCCUGGGAUGCUAUGGGUGGAGGCAUACUAUCAGAAUUCACAGUGUUCCCAAUCGUUCCUCAGCAAGACGAAUUGGUACCAUUUUUGAGCACUGGAGUAUUCCCAAGCUUGACGAAAUGGACAGACCUCGACAAUGCAUUCAUCGUUGGCCAAAAAGCUGAUGUACAUUCAGCCCUACAGACUAUUUUACAGAUAGAGCACAUACAUGAAACUACGAGUGUUACGGCAGCUCUUUCGGACACUGCAGUAGCAGUCAAUACUACUAGUAGGCCGCUUGCUUACUAUAGCCCCAACAUUAUCGAAACCAAAUAUGCCAAAGUCAUUCAAAAGGCCGAUAGGGCUGGUACUCUCCGCAAUCUCAACAAACUCAUCAACUAUCAUCUUUUAGUCAUCUGGCAGAACAGCUUCUCUGAGGGUAUCGAAGUCAUGAAGCCCCUUCCAAAGCACGCCACAGCCAUGGUCGCCGGUGCUUGGAAGCUGGCCCAGUCUCUAGCAUCCUGCCCUGAAAGCCCGAUGCUAUCGUCUUGUCCUCCGAAUAUACCGAAAUGCUCUCCCUGCGUGGCAUCCCCCAUGGCCGUCACUGUGCUUCCACGCCUCCGCUUCCACAACUCGCCCGACGUUUUUACAAUUGGGGCAGUUCCGCAUCCCUGGUCUUUUGCAUUAGUGAAUAAUCUCCGAGAAUCCAUCAAUGUCACUUGGAUUCUUGAAUCGCCUCGAGAUACGUGGCUCAGCGCCGUUACUCAAGCUUAUCUCGGCUCUGGCGUAACGUCAAGUCGCAGAGUGGUACAAUUUAAAGAGCUAGUAGCCGGUGAGGCCAACUCUACGCAAUUUCUAUGGCUUCUUGCAGAUGAUGAAAUACCCAGUGAUCUGGAGUGGCAUUUUGGAUUUACCAUUCCCGACAAAGGCAUGGAUGACGGAAAAUCUCUCAGCCCGGUGCCGGCUAUACGCUUGCUCAAGGAUGAAGAAGAGCCAGACAGGGUCAAACAAGUCGCACAUGAACAGGUUCUUCUUGAUCGCGCCAAGCAAGUGGUCAUGAUGAGCAAGCCAUUCAUCAAUGGAACUGAGAUGCGCACUUCACUCGAAGCUUGGAAUAUGGCUGAUACAGAGGCAUGGCGGUUCACACGAGCUUUUCACGCACGCCGCUUUUUGGAACGCGAAGAAUGGGAAAAGACAUAUCGCCAGAGGCGAGGUAUAAAUUAG